Myxocyprinus asiaticus (Chinese sucker) is the source of this 4278-nucleotide messenger RNA. RefSeq names its product angiopoietin-related protein 2-like. Bases 788 to 2296 code for a protein of 502 amino acids. The record is from RefSeq and is a predicted model, not a curated record. NCBI's taxonomy places the organism in Eukaryota, Metazoa, Chordata, Actinopteri, Cypriniformes, Catostomidae. The transcript is spliced from 5 exons.
GGGAGAGAGAGCAGUUGGAAAAGUUAGUGCAACAGAGCUGAUGGACUUAGUCCAGUAAGAGUGACAAGGAACACACACUCUCCUACUUCGGGCUGAGAGGAGCAAGCUGACCAUGCCGUUGGACCUUCACUGCCUUUAAAACCCCAUGCUCACUGAGGAACCUACAUCCACUUCUCUUAACAGAGAUAUCUACUGAUCCUCUAGGUUCAUCAAAGCCCAAGGACUUUACAAAACUGACCACUUCUCUUAAACUCCUUAAAAUACUAUUAAAUUCUCUAGAAGACUAAAAAAAAAAGAUCUGCUAAAACCUCAAAAGAACAUUUUUACAACACAAUCGAAGGACUAAUCAAAUUUAAGGGAUUCUUUCUGUUUUCACUGAAGGUCAUAUUUGGGUUUAAUUCUAAGGACUUUUUACUUUGUUAUUUAUUUAUAUCCUUAAGAAAAGGGCUUGGAGCAACUGGUACUUGUCUAAGUUCUGAGGCAAGGCUUCACAGGCUUUGCGUCGCCACACAAACAGAGGUGUUUAAUUGAGGGCUUGAAGAGUAAAGACCUUUCCACUGACACGGAGGACACACUAACAAAGAGAGACAGUGGGGGAUUACGACAGAGAGAGAGUGGGAAGAGGAGAGAGGGAAACCCCACCAAGCAAUCUCUCCAAAUUGUGAUGACUCUUUUCACAGGGGCACUUUGCACAGUUUUUCCAGGACACUGACGGAUUUGAAGAGGGUGCUGUGUGAUAAACUGGAAUUUGUGUGGUAAGGUUCAGGCCUGUGAGGUGUAUGUGGUCAUGGAUCUUCUAGUGUGGCUGAUGUUGCUCCUGGUUAGUGGACCGUUCCCUGAAACAGAGGGCAACACUCAAGAGUUUGACAGCAGUAAUAAAGGUCCUGAGGUUGAAUUUCUGUCAACCUCUCGAAAACGGCGGGCCCCCGAGCCUCCUCCACAAGACAAGUGUUCCUACACCUUCAUCGUACCCCAACAGAAAGUUACUGGAGCCAUCUGUGUAAACUCCAAGGAGCCUGAGGCUGUGCUGGAGAACCGUGUCAAUAAGCAGGAGCUGGAACUUCUCAAUUCUGAGCUCCACAAGCAAAAGAGACAGAUUGAGACUCUACAGCAGCUUGUAGAAGUCGAUGGUGGCAUUGUCAAUGAGGUGAAGCUUUUACGUAAGGAAUCCCGUAACAUGAAUUCCAGAGUGACCCAGUUAUACAUGCAGCUACUGCAUGAGAUCAUUCGCAAGAGGGAUAACGCACUGGAGCUGUCGCAACUGGAGAAUAAGAUUCUUAACCAGACUUCUGAGAUGCUGCAGCUCACAAACCGUUAUAAAGAUCUGGAAUAUAAGUAUCAGCACCUUGCCUCACUUGCUAAUAACCAGUCAGCUCUCAUUGCCUUGCUCGAGGCGCAGUGUCAAAGGGGACCACCAAUUGUAGUGCCAAGGGUACCAGUCCAACCUCAGCCCCAACCUCAUCCCAGACCCUCACCACCCAUCAAUAAGUCCGUCCAACCACCGACCUAUAGCCGCAACAACCAGAUCACCAAUGAGAUCCAGAGCGAUCAGAACCUUAAAGUGCCACCUGCUCCACCUCCCACCAUGCCAGGUGGAACUCACAGCCCGUCUACAACAAACAAGCCUUCAGGUCCCUGGAAGGAUUGUCUGCAGGCUCUGGAGGAUGGCCACACUAACAGCGGCAUGUACCUUGUGAAGCCUGAGAACACCAACAAGCUGAUGCAGGUGUGGUGUGAUCAAAGACAGGACCCUGGCGGCUGGACAGUCAUCCAAAGAAGAAUGGAUGGCUCUGUCAACUUUUUCAGAAACUGGGAGACAUAUAAGCAAGGUUUUGGAAACAUAGAUGGAGAAUAUUGGCUGGGUCUGGAAAACAUAUACUGGCUAACCAACCAGGGAACCUAUAAGCUGUUGGUCACCUUGGAGGACUGGUCUGGUCGCAAGACAUUUGCAGAGUAUGCAAGUUUCCGCCUGGAGUCUGAGACUGACUUCUACAAACUGAAGGUGGGCCGUUACCAUGGCAAUGCGGGCGACUCCCUAACUUGGCACAAUGGAAAGCAGUUCACCACUCUAGACCGGGAUCAUGAUGUAUACACAGGCAACUGUGCCCACUACCAAAAGGGAGGCUGGUGGUAUAAUGCCUGUGCCCACUCAAAUCUGAAUGGUGUGUGGUACCGGGGAGGGCACUACCGCAGCCGAUAUCAGGACGGCGUGUACUGGGCUGAAUUCAGAGGAGGCGCCUACUCCCUCAAGAAGGUUGUGAUGAUGAUACGCCCCAACCCCAACUCUUUCCACUAAGCAGCACACAAACACAGGAAAUGAACUGUUCAUUGCACCCCCUUGGUCCCUUUUCACCCUAUAAAGUGCAAUUCAUUUAGACUGUGGUUUUUAAAUUGUUUUGCUAUGCAUAGCUAGAUAAAAUAUGUGGCUAAAGGACUGAAACUGCAUGGGACAAAGAACACCAAAGGAAUGCCUUUAGUUUAUUGGAACUCACUUCCAUAAACAGAAAAGGAGGUGUUCCAUGGUUUGGACUAUUUACCUUCUUCUAACCAUUUUUAAUUAAGAAGUAAUUUUAACAAAAAGAUAUAAUAAACGUGAUUUGCUUUUCCGCCAAAUAUUCAGUGCAAUUGUGACUCUGUUGUCAGUUGUCUUGAUUAGAUUUAUCUUGUUAAAUAGGCCAAUUGUGUAGAGAAAUAUGAGCAGUACUCAUUAAUUGUUACAUAUAAGACACAGGACAUUCAAUCCAGUGAUAAAGAGUUUGUGCUUUCGUAGUUUUUUCAAAGCUAAGUUUCCUGAUGAGAUGAAUGACUCAAUGUAUUUCAGGGAUAUCAUUUUUUUAAAUGCAUAUAAAUGUUAUAGUUUAAAAUUAUGCAUAAUUAAACAUGCAAACACAUCUUAACUCAUUGAUUGCUCCGUCUAAAAACUGUAUUUACUGUGUAAAUUGUUGGUAUCAAAUGAAGACCCAACACAUGAUAUGUAAAUAUAAAUGCAAUAUAGUUGAAAAUAAUGUGUAAUUUGUAAUAUACUGAAAGUGUAACAGAUUUCCACAAGUAUUGUCAAACUGUUGCAAUAAUAAUGUACAGCUACAUGCUUUGUGGAUGGUUUAAUGCACAUCAGUGUACAUCACAGAGUUGUAAUGGUUUGGCAUAUACUGAAAUGAGAACGUUGUGUGGCAAAAUAAAAACAGUACAACACACACGCAAACUAGUAAUGCACUAGUAAUACACUUACAAUGGAAAUUAGACUAUUGUAUAUGAUGUUUUAAAAGCAUAACUGUAUAGAACUAAUUUUGCUUGUAAUGUAAUUACAUUCAUUUUUCAGAGAAAAAAAAAUCUCUUAUUUUUCAAAGUUGUUCUAAAUCAUCCAUAUGAGGUGGAACUACUUUUGUAGGUGGAGGAACAUCUUGUUAUGCGUUCACAAUGUUUCCUGUUACCUCUAUGCAAAAGGAUCUUUGCGAAAAGUUACAUCAAGCUGAAGUUACCAGGCUUACAUGGUCAUGAAACAAGUUGAAAGAUUGUACAUAAAUUUGGAGAGACAAGGUUGGCAAGUUAUUUUAUAACACUAGUCUCAUGCUAACACUUGUACUGAUUAAGUGUUAUGCCUAUACUUUUGAAACAGUACGAUAACUGUAAAUCUAAAACUUUUGCUUUGUUGCUGUAAAAUCACCUCAUAGACUUCUACUGUAAAUACAGUACUGUAAACACACACACAUAUAUACACUACCGGUCAAAUGUUUUGAAACACUUAUUCAUUAUAAUUUUUUUUUUUUUUCACAUUUUAGAAUAAUAGUAAAGUCAUUAAAACUAUGGAAUAACAUAAAUUGAACUAUGGGAAUUAUGUUGUGACUAAACAAAACCCAAAAUAAAUCAAAACUGUGUUAUAUUUAGCAUCUUCAAAGUAGUCACCCUUUGCCUAGAUUUUGCUGACAUGUACUCUUGACAUUUUCUCAACCAACUUCUUGAGGUAUCACCCUGGGAUGCUUUUUAAACAGUAUUGAAGGAGUUCCCAUCUAUGUUGGGCACUUAUUGGCUGUUUUUCUUUAUUAUUUGGUCCAAGUCAUCAAUUUCAAAAACUUUUUUUUUUUUUUUUUAGAUUAAAUUUUAGAUUUAUAAUGAAAUAAAUUAAUAUGGUGGCACAAUUAUAUUUCUGUCUACAAAACUAAUUUAAAACAUUUAAGCACACGCCUUCAGAUCAAAAGAGUUUUAAAAUGGCAGAUUUGAAACAUCAAAACAAUGAAAAAAUGACAUACAUCCCCUGUACUAUACGUAUUAUAAAAUAAA